AACCAAUAUGGCAGACGACGUUUGUGUAGAAGUUUGGUCACCGAUUUAACUUUGUUCUCUGUUGACAUUCAUACAUAUGCAUAAACAUCAACUGGAUGUUGCUGCGAUGCUGGUGUUCAUGUUUUUCAACUUUUCUUCCCAUGCGACAUGAAACUGAAGUUCCGAGUGCUUGUCCUCAGCUGUAUAAUCUUCAUGGUGAUAAUUUCAUUGAAAAUCUUGGAGCCUGAGAUUGGCAGUCACUGGACAGGUAAUAAAGAUUUGCGUUCCCACGACGAUGAUGAAGUGGACAUUGUGGUGGAAGAGCUUAUCAAGAAGUACAGGGUGGACUAUAGAUACAGUCUGAGAGAAUCACCCUGGCUGAUUGCCUCACGAUGGGUCACCAUGUCAAACAUACUGCUAGACAACCCGCCAGAACUAGGAGGAGUGCUGCGAGAAAUGGCCACAAGGGAGAUAAUCUCAGCUGAUGUUGGUUACAGAGGGACACAGCUGAAGCUUCUGUUAGUACUGAAAGGUGGCCAGAAGGUUGCAUUUAAACCUAUGUGGUACACUCGAGAUUAUUUGGUGACCGGGCCUCCCUAUGGUGGUGCUGAUAGACACAAUGGAGAAAUUGCCUCGUUUCAUCUUGGCAGAAUUCUAGAAUUCAGAAGAACUCCACUAGCCGUUGGAAGGAAAAUAAACCUCGAGAAAGAAAUAAUGCCAGUUAGUACACCAGAGCUGCUUAAAACAUUCUUCGUGAAAGACAAUGACACCUGUUUCUAUGGAAAGUGCUACUACUGUAAAGGACCAGCUGAUGGUGUCUGCGCCGAUGGCGAUGUGCUAGAAGGAACGGUGGUGUUGUGGCUGCCCACUCAUCUCAAAUUAAAGGCACAUAGACACCCAUGGGCCCGGCGCUAUUCGGAAGGGAAAAAAGCUCCCUGGGAGGAGAACGAUAAAUACUGUACGUUGGUCAGACAGAUUGAACUGUACAAGAAGACUCGACUUCUGCUGGACAUUGUUGAUACAGCCAUCUUCGACUAUCUCAUUGGCAAUGCCGACAGGCAUUUGUAUGAAACGUUUGCGGGACACAAUGACAGCAUGCUCCUAAUAUUGGACAAUGCUAAGAGUUUUGGUAAUCCACAUGUGGAUGUAUUUGAUAUCCUGUCCCCUCUGAAACAGUGUUGUAGUGUUCGAUUUUCCACAUGGCAGAAACUGCUGGAACUACAGAAUGGAAUUCUCAGUAAAGUGUUGCGUCAAGUUUUGUCUCAGGAUCCAGUGGCGCCAGUCAUCACUGAACCAUACCUUGAAGCUCUGGACAGAAGACUUAAACAUAUAAUUGUGGAAAUAGAACAUUGUGCAAACUCUUACGGAAUGAGGAGUAUAGUUAUGGUAGAGAGUUAACGAUAGCUCUCUUCGUAUCUAAGCAUUUUGUCUUCCUGUUGCCAAAAGAUGAAUUUAAGUUUCUACUGAUCAGUGUUAUUGAGGUUAGGCAAUUUCACAUGUUCCUAUUUGUGCUUAUUAUGGGAUUUUGUGGUACAUUUUUCUGUACAAGCAGUUGUAAAAUUGGGUUUAUACUAAUGGAAGAAAAUGUAGAGUUUUUAUUUUGUACAAAUCAAAUGUUUUAUGAAUAUUCAUCAAAAGUAUGUUUGAGAAUUUUAUUUUUAUUUUUUUUAAAGUGUGUGCAAGCGCAUCUGUGUGUGUGUGUGGGCAGUCAUCAAUAUUGGCUAUGCAAGUUGCGAAGAUCGCUACACAAUUCUAAAAUUUAUAAUAGUUGUUGAAUAAAAAUAGUUUUAAAUAAAAAAUGUUUCCUGAUGGAUGUAGAUGUACAAGCACUAGAUGGCCGUGAGGUUACUUAAUCUCCUGUACAAGGCUUGGCCGUAAGGUAGCUUAACCUACUGUACUAGACUCGCCAGUGAGGUUGGUUAACACACUGUACAAGGCUCGGAUGUGUGGUUGCUUAAUCUCCUGUGCAAGGCUUGGCCGUGAGGUUGCUUAACCUGCUGUACAAGACUCUGCCGUGAGGUUGCUUAACGCACUAUACAAGGCUUGGAUGUGUGGUUGCUUAACCUACUGUGAAAGACUUGGUUGCAUGGUUGCUUAACCUACUGUACAAAACUCGGCCGUGGUUGCUUAACCUGCUAUACAAGACUCGGCCGUGCGGUUGCUUAACGCACUAUACAAGGCUCGGCCAUGUGGUUGCUUAACGCACUGUACAAGGCUCGGCCAUGAGGUUGCUUAACGCACUGUACAAGGCUCGGCCGGGUGGUUGUGUAACAGACCAGUGGAAAGUCUAUUAUUGUCUGUAAUGAAAUAGACUAGUGGAAAGUCUGGGUUAUUUUUACUGGCUGCAAUGAAUUUCAUUAUGUGCAUUAUACGGUCGCACGUGCAUUGCGAGGGCAGUGAUCUCCAGCCAAUGGGAGACGGCUGCACUGCAGUGAGAGACAAAUAAAAGCGGUUAGCGACGAGUGUUCGGGGUCUUCCGCUGGGAACGUGAUUGGGUCGGUAGGUAAAACAGUACGAGUAAAUGUUAGGUUAAUUGGGGCUGGGGGUGGUCGUAAUUUACUGUAGUUGUUAUUUAAUACAUUCGACAGUGAACACUGCGAAUAUAUGUUAUGUUUUGUGUUUUGAUAAUUAUGUACUAAAUAUUAUUUCAAUUGGUGUUUGUGUUUUAUUACAUGUAGUAAUUACGGCAGCUGCGUGGAUGAGCGCCCGUGAGGGAGCCUUCAUCUCCUGUCGACAUUCACUUGUUGAGGGGAGAUUGACGCUCACUCGUGGCUGUUCCGUCCUCGUUGAUGGUCUUAUUAUUGUUGUUCUAGAUUUAGGACGGUUACAGUUGCUUAACCUACUGUACAAGACUGCCGUGAGGUUGCUUAACCUACUGUACAACUCGGACGUGGGGUUGCUUAACGCACUGUACAAGGCUCAGCAGCGUGGUUGCUUAACCUACUGUACAAGGCUCGGACGUGAGGUUGCUUAACGCAGCUUAACCUGCUAUACAAGACUCGGACGUGAGGUUGCUUAAUGCACUGUAGAAGGCUCGGCAGCGUGGUUGCUUAACCUGCUAUACAAAACUCGGCUGUGAAGUUGCUUAACCUACUGUACAAGGCUCGUAUCUGACAGGGAGUGGGCAUCAAAUGCUGCUCAAACUGAACAAUAUGCUUUCUGGUAAUCUGUUUCACAGGCAGCUUUUGCUUUCCACCUUAGUUUUCACAAUAAUUAAUAUUUCUUAUACACCUGGGAAGGGAUUACCUGUUGUACAUCAAUAUUGUCUUCAAAAUAUGUUGUAGGUCACUUCUGAUACUUGUGAUUGGCUGUUCCAGAGGUUGUGACCCAAGUGUCCCUUGUAACAAACGGACGACAUCAUUUUAUUGUGUCAUUCAUGUCUAGGACGUAAUUAACUUACACUUUCAACCUAUUGCUGAAUCUUUUUGUUUACUGUUUUCCCAUUAAACUAUAUUAAACAUGUUGUAAGAUAAAUCAUCUUCAAUGGGUAUUCUCUAUAUAUCCUGAAAUCCUUAUUUUUAGAAGUGAUGUAUUUAAAUCAAAAAAAUUUCCCCGUUUGUCUUAAGUUUUCCACCAUGCUGUUGAAAACUUUCCACUGCAAGUCUCAGUUGUCUAAUUUCCAAUACAAACCACUUUUUAGAAAUUAAUGCUUCUUAAUUUAUAACAUUCACUUCUAAACUCAAAUUUGAAAAGCAAAGAUUGCUUUCCUCUUUACAAAAUGAGUUUCAAGCCAUGUAUGUAUGUCUGUUAUAUAUUUGACUGUAUUGAGAAGUCUUCCAUGAAUUUAUCAAAGCAAAAUAUAUAUCAGUACUAUGUUGUAAUCAGUUUACAGAAUGCUACAUUGUAUCUGCUGAUCAUUCGUGUUCCAGUUGGUAACAUGGUGGAUUAUUUUACUACCUCGAGUUUUCAUGGACAUUAAUUUUUCUGCUAUUAUAAUUUUUUCAUUGGUGAUACAUUAUAUCAAAACUUUAUUGUUGACUUUUUUUAGUGCUACUGAAAACUACAAUUUUUAUGGUAUGUUAUUAUGAUAUUUGUUCAAACUAAUGCCCACUGUAAACAAAAGGCAUUGCUGAAAACAGACUAAUCAUGAAUGAUGGAAUAGGAGAAUGAUGCUGUCCAGUGUAUUUUGGGAACCUAAGCAUUCAAAGAUUGUUUUCAGUGUGAAAACCAUGACAUGUGGUAAAUAUUUAUCUUUCAUUAAGCAUGCAGUGCAUCCUCUGAAGUAUACACUAUUUUUGUUUUGUAUUUCUGUAUUAAAUUAAGAUUUUAAAACUCUACAUGUCCAUUUGUUCAAAUAUUGAACAUAACUGAAACAUAAUGUUUUAUUACAAACAAGGUCCAUGUUUUAGUGGACAAUUAUAUUUUAAUGUUGAAAUAAAUUUAUCAAAUUGA
Molecule: messenger RNA, 4371 nt
Organism: Gigantopelta aegis
Lineage: Eukaryota; Metazoa; Mollusca; Gastropoda; Neomphalida; Peltospiridae
Product: glycosaminoglycan xylosylkinase-like
Exons: 9
Coding region: 148-1377 (409 amino acids)
Biological process (GO): protein phosphorylation
Cellular component (GO): Golgi apparatus
Molecular function (GO): phosphotransferase activity, alcohol group as acceptor
Source: RefSeq, a predicted model, not a curated record